GUCUCUGCGACUCCCUUCACUCGAGAGAAGCGUUCAGAGCCUGUCUGAGAUGAGAUGAGAUUAGGUGAAUUUAGGACCAUGAUCCUAAAACGGCAAUAUUUCUCUGUCCACAUCAAAAGGAAUUUGGCGUAUCCUUGGUUUAUUUAUGGAGCGUGCUUCCAUUGCGUCUUUUGCUUUUAUAAUCCGAGAUUAACUCUAAAACAAGAUGAUGCUCAACUUGUAUACAACAGAAAUUACAGUCAUACAGUGUUAUUUCAUCAGGAAGGAUCAAACAGUCUGUUUGUUGGAGGAAUAAAUAAUGUUCUACAUUUUGAUGUAGACAGUCGUCAGAUUGUGGAGAACUUUACUCUGAAUCCAAACUUAAGGUGUGGUGAGAGCUCCUGUGAAAAUGUUGUCACAAUAAUUGAGCGAUUUCAAGACUACACAUUUGUAUGUGGAACAAAUGGACAUCAGCCAAAGUGUUGGAAACUGUUUCCCAGAGAAAGCAGUCGUUCCACAGAAGAUAUGGAAGGCAUAGGAUUCUCACCUUAUGCAUGUUCACAAAACUCCUUAUCGCUGGUGGCAGAUGAAGAUCUGUAUGUGGCAGCUCCUCUAUACAGUGAUGGAACCCUGCUGCAGUUUCGCAGAAAAGUUGGACGAACCAAUGUAUGGAUGUAUGAUCAAUGGGUCUCAGAACCCACUUUUAUAUCCAGUUUUCUGGCCAAGAACAAGAAUGACCCCUUGAAUGAGAAGAUAUAUGUCUUAUUUCGCGAGAAAAACUCAGACACGAGUCCAGAAGCGGAUCCUUGGAUAUCUAGAGUGGCCAGAGUGUGUAAGGUCGAUGAGGGCGGUCCCAAGCAGUUACUCCAGAACAUCUGGACCUCCUUUCUGAAGGCACGACUUGUGUGUGGGAUUCCUAGAGAGUCGCUGUACUUUAACCGCCUGCAGGACGUUUUCAUCCAGCAUGCUGACGACUGGAGGGAUUCACGAGUGUAUGCGCUCUUCUCCAGCAGCUGGAACUCUACUGCUGUGUGCAUUUAUUCGUUGGCAGAGCUUGAUUUUGUUUUUGAGAAUUCCACCUUCAAAGGUUAUUCUGAGGCCAUUCCCACCCCAAGACCAGGAGCGUGUGUCAAACAAAGCAAUUCCAUUCCAAUUUCUACCCUUCAAAUCAUUAAAGACCAUCCAGAGAUGAAGGAAUGGAUUCAUCCCAUUCAAAAAGACACACCUUUCUUCACAAGUAAUAAGAACUUCACCAAGAUAGCUGUUGACCGAGUCCAAGCUUCGGAUGAAAGCAUAUACAGUGUGCUGCUGCUUGCAACAGACAAUGGAGUGAUCCUUAAAAUCCUGGAGGAUGGCUCCAAAGCAUUCAUCAUCUCUGAAACGCAUCUCUGCAAUGGUUCAGCACCUGUACACUCAAUGAAACUUGACUCCGAGAAGAGGAAACUCUUUGUAGGAUAUCCGGGUCAGAUUUCUGUGUUAGACCUGCAGAGAUGUCAAGACUACAAUGCUUCCUGUGAAGAAUGUGUCCUUUCCCGUGAUCCAUACUGCGCUUGGACUGAACAAGGCUGCACAUCACAAACUAAAGGAGGAAUACAAAACAUUGCUGAUGGACUCACUAAAAUAUGUAAAAAAAAAUCAGGGGGAAGAUUCACAAGAGAUGUGCAACAAGCAUCGACAGCUCCAUUAAGGAUUCAACUCUCUGUGCCCACUGGCAUCCCCUUCUACCUUUCUUGUCCUGUCAAUUCCAAUCAUGCCACUUACAAAUGGGAACAUGAUCAAAAGAGCAUCCCAUGCGAGCAGACCCAAUCAGAAUGUCUCCUCCUCAUCCCAGCCAUGACGGCUGACCUGCAUGGCAAUUACAAAUGUACAUCCCAUGAACUCGAUUACACCAAAACUGUAAGGGAAUACAACCUCUUGAAUAACCAAGCUAGGUCUGCUUCUAAUGAUGUUUUCAAGCUCAGAUCACAAGACUGGUUAAUGGCUGCAUUUGUCACUAGUGCCUUCUAUUUGCGCUCGCUUUAAGGUCAAGGUAGUUAUAUAAAUGUCAGUGCUUCUGUCUUCAAGCGUUUCUGAUGACCUAUAAGCUGAUUAAAACCAUCAGUCACACGUUGCCAGGUGCAAGUAUUGCAAGUGAAGUUUAUAGUGAAGUAAACACUGAAGUAAAGAAAGCACCAGUCUUAGCAGAUAACUCGCAAUUACAUGCUUGCCAUCUGUUGAGUGGCUGUUGAAUGUAUACGAUGCGGUCCAAAGUCUGAAACCACAAUGAAAAUUUGAGCUUUCAUCUUUGGAAAUAAGAAAUACUCAUCUUUGGAAACUGGAAAUUUAAGGUUUUAGAAUUUCAUGAAGUAAAAUGAAGAAGCAAUAUUUUAGUUGCACUAUUUCUAGGUCAAAAGACACUUUUUAAAACAUUCACCAGUAUCGUUACAUACACAAGUAGAUAGCAACAAGUUACUAUUUUCAUGAGUGGUUCGUUAAAAAAUGAUCAUUCUUUCAGGAACAGAGCAAUGACUGUUUUUAGGAGUGAGUCAUUGAAUUAUUCACUCAACUGAUCAAUUCAGAAACGCUCAUUUAAAACAUUCAAAAAUGUUCUUUAUUUGUGUUCCCCAGAGACACAAAGCAAUUUUGUUGUGGCUUCAUUUGGAACCUUUUUCAUUAGGGAAGCAAAAAUCCAUACACUUGUUUAUUGGGCUGUUAAAAGCAAUUUCACACUCACAGACAUGCUAUUAAUAUUAUUAAUUACUAUUAUAUUAAUAUUAGAGUGGCUGCGAUUUAAACAACAGCUCUCUUGCUCACUUUUACACUCCACUGUAUGAGUAGAAAGCACUUUAUAUUGCUUAGUGUAAUUUUACUGGUUUAGUAUUUCGUUCAAGGACUGUAACUUGUGUGUAAAGUCACUUAUAGUAUGUGAUAUAAUCAGGGCUACACCAGACAUGAGUCAGGGAAUGUGUUUACUGGUAAACUACAACUCCCUCUCGUUAGCUUAGUUUAUGAGCUUGCAUCUGUUUCUUAAAGAUUAUAUCUGGAACUCUUGUUUGCACUUGCUUACUUGUUUGCACGUAAUUAAGUUCUUCUCUGUCAUUUGUCUCGUUUCAAGCAAUUGUUCCCCAAACUGUAUAGUGCUUGUGGUCCAAGAGUUUGCUUUUAUAAAGAGAAACACUAAUAUUUGGCUGUCUUCAAAUCCAUAUAGUUGUUCAGGAAGUCUGUGCAAUUGUGGGUUAUAUAAAGGGUUACGGAAAUCUGGGUGUGGUGACCAAAAACAAGGUCCCUACUGGGAUUCAGUGCCUUUGGCUGCUGCAUAUAGUUGGAAAUGGGCUGUGUUCUUUAAACACAACAUUAAAAGAGGUGAAACAUAUUUUAGAUGUGGAAUUCCAAAAUAAAUAUGCAAUGGAUCAAUUACAGCUGUCAAAAUAUGCAGCAAAUAUAUGUUCUAAAAGAAUUCUCUUAUUUUAUAUACACGUACGUAGGGAACAAGAUUAUGCAGCUUAUAUUUUUAAUUCAUUACAACUAUAAAUAGAGUGAUAAAGUAAGUUUGGAUGUAGCUGUAGUUUGGCUGUAGAUUUAUGAAAAUGAAGGGAAUUUGUAUAUUCUUUGACAAGCUCACUCAAAUGAGUUACUGUAGAAAAGUAGUUUAUGCAAAACCAUAUUUCUCUGGCAAACAUUUAAUAUUGGCUUUAUUCUUUUCUAUGCCAUUGAUUGCAUAAAGUUAUUGCUUGUAAUGUUCUCUUUAUUUUUUUAUUUAAUAUCAUAACACAUUAAUUAUUGAGAGGGACUCAUAAAUGUAAAAGCCAGAAUUGACAACAUGCCAAAAGUGUCACAGCUGUGGAGCGGCUUCUUGAUUCCAGGGUAUUUCCCGUUAAUAUUAAAUUAAAUUUAAUUCUUUAUCAUAUUAUACAAGGGACACUUUAUUCUUACCUUUAUUCUUGUAAUUUGAUGCAUAUUAAUUAUAUUUUAUGAUUAAUAUUUUGUGCACUGUCUCUGUUCACCUACAGCUAAAUACCUCCCAGUAUGUUUUAAGCUUUUAGAUAUGUAAUACUCUGUUAUGUUGUACUUUAUAUUUAUUUUUAUGCAUUACUUAUGUAUUUCCUUUAAAUAUGUCCAUUAAGCAAAAACGAAUAAAAUAUAUUUUUCAGCA
Molecule: messenger RNA, 4111 nt
Organism: Cyprinus carpio (common carp)
Lineage: Eukaryota; Metazoa; Chordata; Actinopteri; Cypriniformes; Cyprinidae
Product: semaphorin-7A-like
Biological process (GO): positive regulation of cell migration; neural crest cell migration; semaphorin-plexin signaling pathway
Molecular function (GO): chemorepellent activity; semaphorin receptor binding; integrin binding
Source: RefSeq, a predicted model, not a curated record